AUGAUAUUGUCACCGGCGCUGAGAGCGGCGCUGCGACAGGCCAAGAGUCGAUCACGCUGUUCACAGUCCGUUUCGCAAUUCGAUUCUCAGUCGCAGCUACAGCUCCUGCAGCAGCAGGAAUGGACCCGUGGGUCAUUUCUGCUACAGCCCAACACGCUCGUGUCUUCCUCUGUAGCAUCGUCCGCCGCAACCUCGGCUGUAGUCGUCACCAUUGGCACCAAUGUGCCAUCAGCUGGAGUGAAUUCCGGGCUACAGUCGCAACAGCCGCCGCCACCGCCGCCGUCGCGGGCCAGCCUGGCGGCAGCGCUGGCGCACACAGGCGACGGCUCGCUCAGCACCGCAUCCUGGCUACAGCCACCACCGCCGGUGAAGCCGCCGCCACCGUCGCGAAACAGCGUCCCGCAGCUGCAGCGGCCGGAGCAGCAGCAGAUGUUGACUCAACAGCUAUCCGAGUCGUACGGAUCUGAAUCUACCGUAUCCACGUUGCAAAACAUGUACGGCGGAUCUACAGGGCUGAGGCCGCAGCUUCAAGCCGGGACGUGGGCAGCGAAGUGGCUUGCCGCAGCCGCAGCCGCAGCCGCCGCCAUCGGGCCUGGCGCUGGUAGGUUGAAGCUCCACCCCGGGGGCUUGUCGAAGGCCCUGCACACCCAGCAAACGGUCGCCGCCGGCACCGGCAUCGAGGGUGGCGCCGAAACCUUGGAAGUAAACAGCGGCGCUCCCGUCGGCCGUAUGGCAGAUAGGCGCAUGGGACGAGCUGCUGCUGCGGCGGCUGCUGGCGUGGAGGCUGCGUUACCCAGACCCAAGUUCACGUUCGGCGAACCUAGGUCCUUGUGUUCCCGGAGGCGCUCGUCCAUGGCCGUUGUGCAGGCAGGGUACGGGGAUUUGACCCCGGGUCUGCGCCUAACUAAUGGGGAAGACUUACCCCAGAACCUUAUGGGGCUAUCGAUGCAUAUCCGGUAG
Messenger RNA from Volvox carteri f. nagariensis, 960 nucleotides. RefSeq lists its product as uncharacterized. Bases 1 to 960 code for a protein of 319 amino acids. The record is from RefSeq and is a predicted model, not a curated record. Lineage: Eukaryota; Viridiplantae; Chlorophyta; Chlorophyceae; Chlamydomonadales; Volvocaceae. The transcript is spliced from 6 exons.